CACCACAGAUCGUCGCCCCCUUCACCCCGAGUGGCCUUCGUCCCUGUUCCCCUAUAAAAGCACAAAGUUGCAGACCCAUAUACUAUAUUCCUCGCAACCAAUCUCUCUCCGACUCGCUUCGAAGCUUCUCCGAUAUUCAGAAUCAGGGUUAUUAGCUUGAAUCGACAAUGUCUGGGCGUGGCAAGGGAGGCAAGGGAUUGGGAAAGGGAGGAGCGAAACGACACCGUAAGGUCCUCCGCGACAACAUCCAGGGGAUCACCAAGCCGGCCAUUCGUCGUUUGGCUCGCAGAGGAGGUGUGAAGCGUAUCAGUGGUUUGAUUUAUGAGGAGACACGAGGUGUGCUCAAGAUAUUUCUCGAGAAUGUGAUCAGAGACGCCGUGACUUACACUGAGCAUGCUCGCCGCAAGACUGUGACCGCCAUGGAUGUGGUCUAUGCGCUCAAGAGGCAGGGCAGGACUCUCUAUGGGUUCGGUGGCUAGAGGGGGUUUUGGGAUCCUUACAAGUCUUGCUGUCAAGAAAUAUGGCGUUGAUGGUUGGGUUCAGGUGUUUUUAGUUUGUUUAGGUGGUGAAGAAUUGCUAGGGUUCUUGCUAUGUGGUAUUGUAAUUAGUUGAUGGACUGGGUUUUGGAACUGAAAUUUAAUGGAUGGUGGUGUUUGAUCUGAUAUA
Messenger RNA from Rosa chinensis, 666 nucleotides. RefSeq names its product histone H4. Gene Ontology annotation, cellular component: nucleosome. Lineage: Eukaryota; Viridiplantae; Streptophyta; Magnoliopsida; Rosales; Rosaceae. Gene Ontology annotation, molecular function: structural constituent of chromatin; DNA binding; protein heterodimerization activity. The record is from RefSeq and is a predicted model, not a curated record. Gene Ontology annotation, biological process: nucleosome assembly. The coding region runs from base 168 to 479 and encodes 103 amino acids. The transcript has 2 exons.